Molecule: messenger RNA, 2844 nt
Organism: Andrographis paniculata
Lineage: Eukaryota; Viridiplantae; Streptophyta; Magnoliopsida; Lamiales; Acanthaceae
Exons: 16
Coding region: 1471-2550 (359 amino acids)
Biological process (GO): autophagy
Cellular component (GO): intracellular membrane-bounded organelle
Molecular function (GO): protein binding
Source: RefSeq, a predicted model, not a curated record
UGUGAAAAUGGGGGAGAAAUUGGUGUUCAUGUGGGGGUAUAUUCCGGGGGCGUUGUCGCCGGUGGUGGUGCGGCCACCCAACGGGGGAAAUCCUUGGAAGGAUGUUUGCGGCGGUGGCUGCGGUUUCGCCAUGGCAAUUUCUGGUAAUUUGUUUCCCCUUUGACUGAAUUGCGUAGUUGGAGAGUCGGCAUUGGAUUCGAGUGACAACUGAUGGAUUGAUUUAUCUGUCUGUUGGGUAGCGAUGGAAGUGGCUGGCCUUCUAUUUUCAGCUGUUGUAUUUAGUGAAUGGUUCCGAGCAAAUUGCUUUUUAGCAUUUCCAGUCGUUUAACUGUGAAAUUGAUUGAAAAACCUGUAUGUUUGUGCAUUUCUGCAAGAUGCCUACUCUGGUGCUGUGCUGUUUCACUUUGCUGAAUUCAGCUGCAAUGUUCGCCCCGCCCUAGAUUCACGGCUUUCUGUCAGGAUGACUAAAAAUUUCUAUGUUUAUAUUUAGGGGGAUGUUGGUUCUGGAAUAUAUCUAAGUUCAAUUUUCAAUUUUGAUUCCAAAAAGAUUGGUUCUCGUUGAAUUUGGAGAAUGUUCGAAGAAGUGGGUUGACUAAGUUUGAAUUUGGAACGACAAGAGACAUGGAUCUGACCCUUUUUUCUGUUUUUUAAAGAUUCUGGGAAGCUCAUUACAUGGGGAUCCAAAGUUAUGUGACUUGUGGGAAACACGGGCUAGCUGGUGGGGAAGUUUAUACAUGGGGGUGGAAAGAAUGCGUGUGUUCCUUCUGGAAAGGUUUUUACGGACCCUUUAAAGCAUAGAUACGCAUACUUUUGAGAAGCAAAGCAUGUUGUUGAAUGAACAAGUGAGUCCUCGCUCCCAUGGUUCACGAUCAUGUGGAGGGUCUGAUGAAAAGUCUAAGCGAGCUGAAGGCUCAGCAUCCGGAGCUCUUUCUGCAUUCCCUUGUUUGGUUUCACUCAACCCAGGCAUUACGAUUGCUGGUGGUUGACACACAUUAGCAUUGUCGGGUAAUUAUUUGUAUUUCUUUAUUUAAUGUCACGAGCAGCAGAGCUGCUGCUAUCUUGCUUCUUUUUCCUUUUGUUUGCCAAAGUUACAGACAAAUGUAGGACAGGACAGGACAGGACGGGAUUAUGAUGGUAUCUUGACUUCACCUCAUCCUGUAUUGAAUCAUUUUUCAACAAGGAUCACGCCAUGGGCCUUUCUCGUGGAAACAUGGCGGCUUCAGAGGGUCAGUUCCGGAAGUUGUUAAGGCUAUCGACAAUAGUGCAGUGCAGUGCAGUGGUUACAGAAAUAUUGUUAAUUUGUUACGCGGAAGGGAGAUAUCCCCCAACGGACAAAGAACAAAACGAAAGUUCCACUCAUGGGUAGAAGCAAGGUCAUUAGAACAUUUGUUUAGCCAGUACUACCCUCCUCUGAGGGUACAACCUGAACCCUUCCCAAUAAGUGCAUUAGCCUUCAAUCAAGCUGGAAAUAUGCUUGCAUUCAAUCAUGGCAAUUUAGUGAAGAUAAUUACUUGGCAAACUGGAAGAUACCUAUUGCAACCGGUUGGGGAAAAUGUCACAACUUGGGCGGUUAAAUUCCAUCCAAUUGAAUCUAAUGUGUUUACAAGUGGAAUUAGAAGGAAUGGCGUAAAAGUGUGGAAUGCAAAUCAUUUCGCUGUUAUCAGGAUAUAUCACUUUAGGACUGAAGUGUUAUCAGUCGCUUUCAAUACUGAGGAAAUCUUGGCAGUAGCCAGUGAGAAUAAGCUUUUCAUAUGGCCAUAUAGAGCAGGAGAGGGAGAAGGACCGGUAGAUCUUGUUGUACUUGAACCUAUCCUAACAAUAAGAAGUUCGAUCAGAGCAGUAUAUUUUCAUCCCACUGCUGCAUAUCUUAUGACUGCUGAGGCCAGUGAAUUUGAUAUUUUGGCUAUGGACCUUGCAACUGUACCUAGAGAUGAGCAUAACCUCUCUGUGUCUACGGGAGCUGCUUUUCUACAGGUUCAACAUUACACAACAAACCUUAGAAUAUGGGAGUAUGACAUAAGAAAUCCAUAUACAGCUCUUACGGAACGGAGGUGCCGCUUAACAAUUCAACAGGUUAUUCUUUGUAGGGAAAUGGGUGCUCAUAUUUCUCCAUGCGGAAGAUUUUUAGCCGUUUGUGUAGCAUGUCUUAAGCCAAUAGAGGAUCCUCCUCGUCGUGGUCCUCGUCGGGUUUUGUUUGAAUUAAGGAUAUAUUCUCUUAUGGAGCCUGGGCCUAUAUUUGGUUUUUCUUUACGAUCUUGUCUAAUCUACGCACCUGCAUACGUGACUGCAAUACAGUUCUCGCCUACCUCAGAACAUCUAUUGGUAGCUUAUGGACAGUCCAACAAAUUGCUUUCUAAAACCACUGAGAUUGGGGAAGCACCGGAGUAUAGAAUUUUAGAGGUGUACAGUGUUCGUAAUCUGCAACGAAUUAAGUCUAUUUACAGCGAACAAGAAGUGGCAGCUGCAGCAUGUUUUCAUCCUUUGGCUGGUGAAGGCUUUGCUUAUGGAACGAGUGAUGGAAGGGUCCGGUUUCUAAAAUCGGAUAUAUAACUGGAUGAAUUGGAUUUUGACCACCAUGGCGGCUUUCUAGACGAAAGGCAGGCUGGUGUUGAAGGCUUCAUCAUGUAAGGCGAGAAGAGAGCAGCAGCAGGAGAAGAGAGCAGCAGGUGAAGAGUGUGACCUCUAGUGUCUUCUUCGCGUUUAUAAUUUUGAGCAGCAUUGUGAUUAAAAAUGACUCUCGCCUAUCGCCUAUCGGCACAUUCAUCAUACUACUUCACAAUUAACAUCAUCCAAUCCAAAUCAAAUCAAAACACCAAUUCAGAUCGAAUUAUUUAUGAUUCAAAU